Messenger RNA from Linepithema humile (Argentine ant), 1148 nucleotides. RefSeq names its product odorant receptor 94a-like. Gene Ontology annotation, cellular component: plasma membrane. Lineage: Eukaryota; Metazoa; Arthropoda; Insecta; Hymenoptera; Formicidae. The record is from RefSeq and is a predicted model, not a curated record. Gene Ontology annotation, molecular function: odorant binding; olfactory receptor activity. Gene Ontology annotation, biological process: sensory perception of smell; detection of chemical stimulus involved in sensory perception of smell.
UCAAAAAUAAUAAACUAAAUAUGCAUAUAUUGGAAUUUACGUUUAAAAUAUUGACAAUCUGCGGUUGCGGGAGACCAGAUUCUUGGACAACACCGUAUAAACGAUUUGUUUAUCACGUAUAUACAGUUUUUAUACUACUACUAAUACACACAUUUAUGCUAUCGCAAUUACUGGAUAUAAUUCUGACUGUGGACAAUUCCGAUGACUUCACCGAUAAUUUUUACAUGUUACUCGCAAUGAUCGUUUCUUGCUGUAAGAUGUUCGCUCUAUUGAUAAAUCGCAGCAAUAUUGAGACGUUAAUUGAUAUUCUUACCAAAAAACCUUUUCAACCGAGUGAGCCUGACGAAGUGGCGAUUCGACAAAAAUACGAAAGACUCAUACAGUCAAACACUCUGCACUAUGUCAUUCUGGUUGAAUCAACGUGUUUAUGUGUUACCAUGACGUCAUUACUGACGGAAUUCAAAAAAGGAAAAUUGACGUUCAGGGCAUGGCUGCCAUUCGACUAUUCCUCGUCAUCACGUUUCCUCUUUGUAUACGCUCAUCAAUUGAUAAGUUUUACAGUUGGAUCUGUUCACCACGUGGCUUGUGACAGUCUCAUAUGUGGAUUACUGGUGCACAUUUGCUGUCAAAUAGAAAUACUGGAAUGCCGUUUAAGAAAAAGCGUGUAUAAUCCAGAAAUUCUUCGCGAGUGUGCUUUUCAGCAUAAUCGUAUAUUCAAGUUUGCUCAAAUGGUGAAUGAUAAAUUUAAAUUCACCAUAUUUAUUCAAUUUGUGGUAAGCACUUUGGUAAUGUGCUUUAAUUUAUAUCAGUUUACCAAAUCGACAGCCUUAAGAGCAAAAUACAUACAAUUAAUAUUAUAUAUGUGCUCUAUGCUUUCACAAAUCUUUUUUUAUUGCUGGUAUGGAAACGAAGUUAAAUUGAGGAGUCGGCAACUGGUCACUAACAUAUUUGAAAUGGAGUGGUUCGAAUUGGACAAUGAUGCUAAAAAAACUUUAUUAACGAUCAUGAGACGCGGUACAGUACCAAUUGAAUUUACCAGCGCCACUGUAAUAUCUAUGAAUCUCGAUUCGUUCGUCGGUUUGUUGAAGACAUCAUAUUCGGCUUAUAAUAUACUUAAGCAAACGCAAGAAUAAUAAUCUUAAUGUGAG